Molecule: messenger RNA, 444 nt
Organism: Prunus armeniaca (apricot)
Lineage: Eukaryota; Viridiplantae; Streptophyta; Magnoliopsida; Rosales; Rosaceae
Source: the annotation of a GenBank genome assembly
AUGGGUAAAGCCAGAGCAGCUGCUCCCAAACGAACCGAUACGAAGUUGAAGAGUAAGAGUGCUGGGGCAAGCAAGAAGCCAGCGAAGAAAGCUGGAAAGGAUCCAAACAAGCCUAAGAGGCCCGCUAGUGCUUUCUUCGUUUUCAUGGAGGACUUCAGAGAGAAGUACAAGAAAGAGCAUCCAAACAACAAAUCGGUUGCCGCUGUCGGUAAAGCUGGAGGUGAUAAAUGGAAGUCUUUGUCAGAAGCUGAAAAGGCUCCCUAUGUAGCCAAGGCAGAGAAGAGGAAGGUUGAAUACAACAAGAACAUUCAGGCCUACAACAAGAGAUUAGCUGAGGGCACAAAUGGAGCUGAUGAGGAAGAGUCUGACAAGUCCAAGUCUGAAGUGAAUGAUGAUGAUGAAGACGAGGACGAGAGCGGAGAGGAGGAAGAUGAUGAUGAGUAG